AUGCCUCUUUCUAUCCAAUCACACUGCGCCAAAUCCGUGCAACGGAAGACGUCGCUGGCGAUCGAUGCGCCGCCUCUCGCGCCCUACGACGACGGCUUCUCGACGGAGAGCGAGGACCUGGAGGGUCUGGACGAAAGCCAGUACAACGAGCUUUACAUCGCCGUCUCCGCGGCCGUCAGACGCACCGCCGUUGACAAGAACCAGCCAAAAGCGCAACACGUCCCAAGAACAGUAAAAGCCGUACAUCAAGAGAACAAGAGGACGCAGCAGACUAAUGCAACACCAGCAAUAAAGACAGAGGAAAACGCUACAGAUCGAUCAAUUGGCGACCUCAAUACGACCAGAAAUGGCGGAGUUAAGCCGGAAGAGGAGCACUGCCGGACCUGUCGCGGAUACUUGACGCCGCUGGCCGAGAGGCUCAAGGCGAUGCGCCUAGCUGCUGCUCAGUGCAGUGGCAAGAACCCUCCGCCGUCCAGACAGUGUGGCUGCUGCCGCAUUACCUAUCCACUUGUGGCUCUGACGGACGAGAGCAGACGUCGGUCGUGGCCGGAGCCGCGUUGCUACAUGUGCUACUGGGCGGCUCGAGCGGCGAAGAAGGCGGCGGGAGUUGGUGUGAGUGGCGUCAAGAGGGAGGUGAAUGGAGCUGUGAAGACCGUUGAGACUACAAGUGGAGAUAGGGGCAGAGACGAGGGAGAGGAGUGCUGCAGGCGCUGCAAGGGGAAGCUAGUGCCGUUGGAGCAGAGAGUGAAGAAGAUGAAGGAGGCGGUUCUGCUGCACAAGGGGAGGGGGCCUCCAACGUCUAGGCAGUGCUCAUGUUGUCGGAUUACUUACCCGAUAGCCGCUCUAUCGACGACAAAUCCAGCGGUAUGCACGAUGUGCGAGUCAGUAGCAGCAAGUUUGGAGACAAAGACCGCGACUUCUGCUGCUGCUGCUGCAAGUACUCUGGUUGAAAACAAGGUGCCCGCGGCCAAGCAAUCGGUCGAGAUUAUCGAAGUGGAGGACGACGAAGACGGUGAAUUGGUGGAGGAGAGGGAGUGCAAGUGCUGCCACGGAGAGUUGAUACCGUUGGCGAAGAGGGUCCAGAUGAUGCAAGACGCGGCCCGUGAGCACGGAGGGAAGAACCCGCCGCCGUCACGGCAGUGCGCAUGCUGUCGUAUCACGUACCCGUCGGCUGCGUUAACAGCUAAGAGCAGGAAAAUGACCCGAGUGGUGCCGAUCUGCCUGACUUGCUGUAAGGCUGGCGGGUCUACUAUCUACGAAAUGCUCGCUGUAAGCGACGAGUUUGUUGAAGCCUUCAAAGUUGAAAACCCCACGAUGGCACGGCAACUGCUGAAGAAGAAAGAAAAUGUAUCCCUAGCAAAACAGGUUGAGAGACAACGAGAACGAAUCAAGCCGCCGCAAGCCGUCAAGCGAGAGAUACAGUGA
This is a messenger RNA of Phytophthora sojae, 1425 nucleotides long. RefSeq lists its product as hypothetical. Lineage: Eukaryota; Oomycota; Peronosporomycetes; Peronosporales; Peronosporaceae. The transcript has a single exon. The record is from RefSeq and is a predicted model, not a curated record. The coding region runs from base 1 to 1425 and encodes 474 amino acids.